Tetrapisispora phaffii CBS 4417 is the source of this 1290-nucleotide messenger RNA. It is a transcript of the gene CMK1, whose product is annotated as calmodulin-dependent protein kinase CMK1. Bases 1 to 1290 code for a protein of 429 amino acids. The record is from RefSeq and is a predicted model, not a curated record. Gene Ontology annotation, molecular function: ATP binding; calcium/calmodulin-dependent protein kinase activity. Gene Ontology annotation, biological process: protein phosphorylation; cellular response to oxidative stress. Lineage: Eukaryota; Fungi; Ascomycota; Saccharomycetes; Saccharomycetales; Saccharomycetaceae. The transcript has a single exon.
AUGGUUGAUAAAAGUGAAAUUCAAGAGCCAACUCCUAUUGAAGGGCAUAAAGUUGCAAAGUUCCUACAAAAAAUAAGUGGCCAACCUUCAUCCUACAUUAAUAAAGAAGAUUAUAUUUUUGGUAAGACUCUAGGUGCAGGUUCGUUCGGUGUAGUGAGACAAGCUAGACGUAUAUCAACAGGAGAAGAUGUUGCUGUCAAAAUCUUAUUGAAGAAAGCUUUGCAAGGCAAUGAAGUUCAUUUACAAAUGCUAUAUGAUGAAUUAUCAAUAUUACAAAGAUUACACCAUCCACAUAUUGUUGCAUUCAAGGAUUGGUUUGAAUCUAAAGAUAAAUUUUAUAUCGUUACCCAAUUAGCCACUGGUGGUGAAUUGUUUGAUAGAAUUUUAGCUAGAGGUAAGUUUACAGAAAAUGAUGCUGUUAAAAUUAUUUAUCAAUUAUUAGAUGCUGUUAAAUAUAUUCAUUCGCAAAAUGUCGUCCAUAGAGAUUUGAAGCCUGAGAAUAUAUUAUAUGUUAAUAACAGUGAUAAUUCUGAUUUGGUUAUCGCUGAUUUUGGUAUCGCUAAACAAUUGAAAAAUAACGAUGACAUGAUUUUUAAAGCAGCUGGUUCUUUAGGCUACGUCGCUCCAGAAGUGUUGACUGUCAAUGGCCACGGAAAGGCUUGUGACAUCUGGUCGCUAGGUGUUAUUACCUAUACACUUUUAAGUGGUUAUAGUGCGUUCAUUGCUGAAUCCGUUGAAGGUUUCUUAGAAGAAUGUACUUCAUCCACCUAUCCAGUAACUUUUCAUAGACCUUAUUGGGACAAAAUCUCUGAUGAAGCCAAAAAAUUUAUUUUAUCAGCAUUAACAAUUGAACCUGAAGAGAGACCAACUGCUGAGCAAUUAUUAUCUCAUCCAUGGAUCACAAGCACAAUGAGUCAUGACGCUGACUUAUUACCAUCUGUGCGUGAAGGAUUCGACGCACGUAAAAAAUUCCGUGAGGCUGUUGAAAUUGUUAAGUUAAACAACAGAAUCAAGAAGCUAAGAGAAACUUAUUGUGUUGGAGAUGAAACAGAAAGUGAUAUUGAAUUGAAUAGUGGACAAACAUCACUUCAAUCUUUAGUUAAUGCAACUAAUAAAUUAAACUUGUCAUCCGAUUCAAAAAGUACAAUGAGUGAGGAACAAAAGAGGAAACUAAAAUCUACUCUAACUCAGAACACAUUUGCUCAGCUUGUGGUGGCUGCGGCAAAUAAUAAGGAGAAACUUAAGCAAUACGAUAAUGAAUUAGAAAGAAAACAAUCAGAAACCCCAUAA